Molecule: messenger RNA, 420 nt
Organism: Nicotiana tabacum (common tobacco)
Lineage: Eukaryota; Viridiplantae; Streptophyta; Magnoliopsida; Solanales; Solanaceae
Source: RefSeq, a predicted model, not a curated record
AUGGGUGAUAAUGUGUGGUGGCCAAAAGAAAUGAGAUCGAAUCCAAACAGGCGCAAUCGUGAUCACUGGUGCAAAUUUCACAACGAUCACGGGCAUAAAACGGUAGACUGUAGGUUGCUACAAGGGGAAGUUGAUCAUCUAUUAAAGCAAAGGUAUCUCACUGAAUCAUUCAGUGAGAGAGGUAAGCAAGCAUACAUGAAGAACAUGCAGGAGCCCCCUAAAGCAACUUCUCCCAAAUGGGCCAUUAAUGUUAUAAGCGGAGGUGAAGACAUUAAUGGCGUGACGUACACAUCGGCCAAUAAAGUUUCCAAAGUCACAAUUACCCACAGGAAACGGGUGCGACAUGUCUUAGAGGAAGAAAGUAUUACGUUUGUUGAUGCAGAUGCAGAUGACAUAUUAUCUCCACAUAACGAUGCACUG